UCUAUUCCGUUCGCAAGAACAACAACAACUCAGCUUCUCUAACACACAAAAUUAAUACAUUUGUCUAUUCUUCUUUGAAUUGAUGAUAGUUUUUUUUUUCAUUUGAACGUGAGUGCCGUCAGUUUCCAGUGAGACGCGGAGUUGUAAAGUGUCGCUUCCUCGAUCAUAAAAAAAAAAUAAAAAAAAAUCGAUGUAAUAAAAAUAAAAUAAAAUUCAAUUAAAUAAAUUAUUAGUGAGAAACAGAAAAAAAAUAAUAAAAAUUGUCUGCGAAAAUUCGCCAGACAGAGAAAAAAAAGUAAAAAAAUUCGCAGACAAUUGUCUAUUUAUUCAAAUAAAUUCCAGAAAAAAUGCAAUAAAUUCACAUAAAAAUAGACAGAUAGCCGCAACACGCCCAGUAACAGCAAAAAAAAAAUUAAAAAUUUAAAUAGUUGUGUAACAAAGUGCAUUCAGGUAGCGGAUAUGAUAAUUACGGGCUAUCUGCUUUGAUAAGAAAAAAAUAAAUAAAUAAUUAAAAAAUAAUUAAAAUAAAUAAACUUCACAAUUAAAGAGGAUUUUUAUCGAAAAUAAACAAUACGACACUUGACUGCACAAUUUCAUCAAAAAAACUGCAUCCAAAUGCCCGUAAUAAUGUCAAAUUUUAAACCACCGACGUGUAGACGAUUGCAAUUCGAUGACGAAGACGAUGACGAAGCACCUGAACACAGCAGACCGAAUGGCUUUGCCGCAGAAACAGCUGAUCAGAAUUACGCAAAUGCCUGUUUGGAAGAGUGGCGACGUCAAAAUCGUCAGGAAAGUGCUUCACGAUGGAAUUUCGACUUUGAAACAGAGACUCCGUUGCCGGGACCGUACGUUUGGGAACGCGUCGACCAAAAUUCAUCGACAACGACGGUGGUCGAAGCCCGCGUUACUGCAAUAGAAACUCAACAAAAUCAUCAAAAUGAUCUUACAGAAGCCAUGGACUGUGAUGUAGCUAAUAACUCUGCUGUUACGGAUGCCGGCGAGGCAACGACAGCGGAUGUAGUUAAUGAGAGCUGUAAUAAACAUCAUCCUUCGUUGAUGGAGGAGGAGCAAAUGAAGACCCCCACAAAAAAUGGUUGAGACUCAUUUGAGAGAUUUUUUUAUGUGUAUAUUUAAGGAAAUAUUUAUUUUUUAAAAAGAAGAUUCGACUGAUUGAUGACUAAAUUAUUGCUAUAUGUGUUUUAAGUGAAUUUAUUUUAUUUUAUAAAAUUAAUUGGCUUUUAAGUUAUUUUAUUUUUUCCUGUGUGAAUUAUAUUUUUAUUAUUAUUUAAUUUAAUUUUUAUGAUUUUUUAAUGUAAUAAAAAUUAUUAUUUAAAUUUUUUGAUGUAUGUAUAAAAAAAAUAUUGGAUAAAAUGCAAUAAAAAAAUGUUUAAUAUAAAGAACUGA
Culicoides brevitarsis is the source of this 1404-nucleotide messenger RNA. RefSeq lists its product as uncharacterized. NCBI's taxonomy places the organism in Eukaryota, Metazoa, Arthropoda, Insecta, Diptera, Ceratopogonidae. The record is from RefSeq and is a predicted model, not a curated record. Gene Ontology annotation, molecular function: cyclin-dependent protein serine/threonine kinase inhibitor activity. Gene Ontology annotation, cellular component: nucleus. Gene Ontology annotation, biological process: regulation of cell cycle. The transcript has 2 exons. Bases 616 to 1098 code for a protein of 160 amino acids.